This is a messenger RNA of Linum tenue, 1697 nucleotides long. The record is from the annotation of a GenBank genome assembly. NCBI's taxonomy places the organism in Eukaryota, Viridiplantae, Streptophyta, Magnoliopsida, Malpighiales, Linaceae.
UCUAAAUUAUAGCUUCCCCCUCCUCCAGGUUGUUGUCUGUUGUUCUUCCACGACCUAGCUAGAUCCUCCCUUUUGUUGCUUACUCGUCUCCCAGUCGGUUGCGCCAUGGCGGACGGCUAUAAGCCUGUAACUCAAGGCAGGGCUCUAGGGUUGACUUACUGGCCGGCCGGAAACGGUAUUUGUCGUCAGCUAGGUCCGCCACGUCAGGGUCGACUCAGAUCAUCGUAGUUUCUACCAACCCUUAUUCGCCUUAUCCAUUUUUUUAUAUCUCGUUCAUUCAUCACUUUCUCUCUUUCUCUACCAAGACCCGGACAAAAACAGCCAACAAAAACCCCACCGAACGUCACGUAAACAAGAUCUCCAUCCCCAAUUCUCCUCUUCUCCUUCUCCUUCUUUGGGGUUUGAUAGAUAAUUCCCAUCAAAUUUCGUUCCCACCUGCAUUUCCGACUUCAUCUCUGUUUCUCUCGCUCUCUCUCUGCAUCUUGGUGUUUCUUUCGAUUGGGAUUUAUUUUAUUUCCCAAAACUCUAAUCCGCAUCCUUUGCCCUGUGGCGCAUCGGUGUAUCCUGAACCCGCAUCAUCAAUCGACUGCCCAUAUCCUCACGAUGCCUUCCCUCCUCACAGCAGGCACCGCCAUCGUGCUCAUGGGCGUCUCCGGUGCCGGGAAAAGUACCAUUGGAGAACUGCUGGCGACAGAAUUAAACUGCAGCUUUCUUGACGCCGAUGACUUCCACCCUCAUUCCAACAAAGAGAAGAUGAGGCAGGGCAUUCCCCUGACCCACGAAGACAGAAUCCCCUGGCUCAAUCUCCUGAGGGACAAACUCCGGCACCACCUCAUCUCCGGCAACACAGUAAUCCUCGGUUGCUCUUCCCUACGGAAGUCUUACAGAGACAUCCUCCGAUCCGCCGACCCCCACCCGCCGCCGUCCACCUGUUGCUGCCAUUUCGUGCUGCUGGAUGCCAGCGUCGACUUGCUCGCCCGCCGCCUCGCCGAGAGAGCUAAACAGGGGACUCACUUCAUGCCUCCGACUCUGCUGCGGUCCCAGCUGGAUUUGCUCCAGAUUGACGACCCUUCAGAACAAAUUCUCCGGGUCGAUGCUUCCCUUCCUCCUCCCGCCAUUGUCUCAAAUAUCAUAUCCUCCUUCGUGAUUUCCAGCCGCAGCCCCAGAGAGCCAUCAUGCCGGCCAGAUUUCACACAGCACAGUAGCACCACCACCGCCCCCAUUCAAUAGCAGCUAGCUCGUGUUUGUCGAUGUCGUAAGAAAUGCAGGAGCAGGGGAAAACGGUGUAAAAAGCAGGGCGUUAAGUGCAAAGAGGAAGAGGUAUGGUGCGGUGAAGGAGUCUCGUCAGAAAAAGAUAUGCACGGACAAAAAUCUUUUGUUAUUGAAAACUCAUAUCCAUAAACAAAGGCAUUUGAUCAAAUCGCUCAUACAUAUUGUCUUGGAUUAAAUGAGAGAUUUGGAUCCAAAUCCCUCCAUAGUACAUUCAUCAGCCAAACCAUCCUAUGGGACACUAAGUUGUAUUUGUUAGGGAUGGGGGCAAUGGUUGAAACCAGGAACAACCAGUUACACAGAUACUGACGUCGAUCGGAGCCAAGAACGAAACUCGAACACCAAGCAUUCAAAAUAAAACAAAAUGAGAGUUUUUUUAGCCACGAAAUGAGCUACCUCACAUCAAUUCUUUAGAAUAUAUGAUAACU